Messenger RNA from Drosophila gunungcola (fruit fly), 1922 nucleotides. RefSeq names its product cyclin-dependent kinase-like 1. Gene Ontology annotation, cellular component: nucleus. Gene Ontology annotation, molecular function: ATP binding; cyclin-dependent protein serine/threonine kinase activity. The coding region runs from base 458 to 1765 and encodes 435 amino acids. The record is from RefSeq and is a predicted model, not a curated record. The transcript is spliced from 6 exons. NCBI's taxonomy places the organism in Eukaryota, Metazoa, Arthropoda, Insecta, Diptera, Drosophilidae. Gene Ontology annotation, biological process: protein phosphorylation.
GAAGCACACCUUGAAUGUCUUCCGGUCGUCGCUAACAAAACAACAAAGGGGAGAAACUUCUUGAACAACUUUGGAGCAACUGCGCAUGGAUUGGGUUUUGUUGUGGUUUUUUGCUUUGUUAACUUUGGUCGCAUUGCUAUGACAUUGGCUAGUGGGGUGGAGUCGACCUGGGACCUGGGACCUGGGACCAGGGAGCAGACCAGCAAUUCCCCUAUUCAGUGGUUGGUUGUCAGUCAAAACAUACGUCCGUUCAAGCGGUCUACCAUUCAAAUACCUUAUUGAUCGACGGGCUUGGAAGAAUAUUUGGCGCAUGUGGCAAAUACGUCAGAUUUUAGCCAGAUGGGUGCCUAGACUUGUAAAUAAACAAAUCCUAAAACAGCCCACAAAAUAAAUACCACAACGAAAAUCCCUCCACAUUGGUAAACACUCGAAUGCAAGUCUGCCCCUGUGGUCCCAUAUGUGUUCGUGUCUGAACUUUCAAACAGAAAAAUUUAUAAACAUUUUAUGUGCUAAAUGCAAAGCAAUGCGACGUGCAAACAUCAAACGUGGCCAAUGUUUGAGCUUAAGACCUCAAGGUAGCAGCAAAAUGGAUCGCUAUGAGAAGCUCAGUCGGUUGGGCGAAGGUUCCUAUGGCGUGGUAUACAAAUGCCGGGAUCGGGAAACUGGUGCUUUGGUGGCGGUGAAGAGGUUUGUGGAGUCAGAAGACGAUCCGGCCAUACGAAAAAUUGCACUUAGAGAAAUUAGGUUACUUAAGAAUCUCAAGCACCCGAACCUCGUCUCCCUGCUGGAAGUGUUUCGACGCAAGCGGCGCCUCCACCUGGUCUUCGAGUUCUGCGAGCUGACCGUGCUCCACGAGCUGGAGCGCCAUCCGCAGGGCUGCCCGGAGCACCUGACCAAACAGAUCUGCUACCAGACGCUGCUGGGCGUGGCCUACUGCCACAAGCAGGGCUGCCUGCACCGGGACAUCAAGCCGGAGAACAUCCUGCUGACGGCGCAGGGCCAGGUGAAGCUGUGCGACUUCGGCUUCGCCCGGAUGCUCAGUCCGGGCGAGAACUACACGGACUACGUGGCCACCCGCUGGUACCGGGCGCCGGAGCUCCUGGUGGGCGACACCCAGUACGGCACCCCCGUGGACGUGUGGGCCAUCGGGUGCCUGUUCGCCGAGCUGGUGCGCGGCGAGGCCCUGUGGCCGGGCCGGAGCGACGUCGACCAGCUGUACCUGAUCCGCAAGACCCUGGGCGACCUGCUGCCGCGCCACAUCCAGAUCUUUGGCCAGAACGAGUACUUCAAGGGCAUCACGCUGCCGGUGCCGCCGACGCUCGAGCCGCUGGAGGACAAGAUGCCGGCCAAGUCGCUGCAGAACCCGCUGACCAUCGACUUCCUCAGAAAGUGCCUGGACAAGGACCCGGCCAAGCGCUGGUCCUGCGAGAAGCUCAUCAAGCACUCCUACUUCGACGACUACAUCGCCAAGCAGCGCGAGCAGGAGCACGUCAGCAGCCUGGAGGCGGCCAAUCUGCGCCAGCAGCAGCUCGCCUCCCAGCAGUUCAUGCUGGCCACGGCGGCCCAGCAGCUGCAGACGGGUCCGGCCCAGGCGGCGGCCAUCGCGGCGGCCCGGGAUAAAUCCAAGACUUCAAACACAUCAUUACCGCUGCUGCCUAGCACGCAGCAUCAUCACCACCCGCAUCAAGACUACGUGAAGCUGCAGCCCUUGAACAAGAACGCAAACCUCCUUCAUCGCACCGAACAUCAUCUGCCAACAAUUUGAGCAGAACUUGCAGUUAACAAAUGUCCUUGCGUUGCUAAACAUUUUUCGCAAAAGUUGGCACAGAAUUUAUAUUAUUUACUGCUGGGAAUAAAUGUAUAAAAAUAAUCCAUUAAUAAAUCACUGGGUGCAACGUCAUUCAAUGCUUGGGAUUCAUCCU